Molecule: messenger RNA, 1580 nt
Organism: Spodoptera exigua (beet armyworm)
Lineage: Eukaryota; Metazoa; Arthropoda; Insecta; Lepidoptera; Noctuidae
Source: the annotation of a GenBank genome assembly
CGGGCGGGGAGGUGCGCGUACGCACGAGGCGUGCUCGGCGGCGCGGCGCGGGAGCCGGCCGCCAGAGCCGCUGCGGAAGCUGCGGAAAGCACACCUGUUGUGCACGAACCCGCCCGCGACUACGCAAACCUUACGCGAACUGCACGUGUGCUAACUUGCGAUUUAUAUGCGUACUUGUGACAUGAGUAUCAGUGAGAGUUCAGUGACAGUGUCCACGAUAACGCCCUAGAGGACGCAUCUGCAAUCUGGAGCAACCCUAGACGGGGCGAUGUUAAGAGCGGCAGUGGCGGCGCUGGCGUGCCUCUGCAUGGCGCGCGCUUCGCCCGCCGAGCACAGCUUGCAAGCGCUAACCACACAGAACCCCAAGGAUAUCUCUAGUAUUCUAUCAAGCAUAGAAGAAAGACUUCGAAUAUUAGACACAGUAAGUGCCGUUCAGGCAAAACAAGCGAGGAGGCUGGAUAUCAUUCAGGAUAAAUUGGAGCGGGUAGAAAAUACACUGACUUUAAAAUUAGAAAGAGCUCAAUUAACAGCUGAAAGACUUGAGCAUAGGCUGCAUAUGCUGCAAACUAAUAUCCAGGCGUCAAUCAAGGAAAGCAGUGAAAAGCUUGAACGCAGUCAGGCGAAAAUCGGCGAAAUAGCUCGGAAUUUAACUAGCCAUAUAAUAAGCCACAAACAUUUAUUAGAAAAGGUUAACGGCGCCUACGCAGAUACAUGGCACCGUAGUUUGAUGCUUGAGUCGUUGAUGAGAGAUGGACUCUCUCUUGUAAACGUAACGAGGAGGGAACUUGCUGACGGGCUUCGUGCUUUAGCCAGGCGACAACGUGAUUCUAGGAUCAACACUGCGGAUUUAGAAACUAUCAUCACUAAGCGCCUUAGCGACAACUCUUAUAGGAUUGAUUUGAAGAUGCAAGAACUUAUAGAUGCACAGAAACGUUUCGUGGAUUCGUGUCAGCAGGUACAGCAAGACGGUCCAAAGUCUGUGACGGACGUGUUGGAGAAACUAAUCGACUCGUUGAUUGGCGUAACAUCUUCAACAUUCCAUGAGCUUAAAAAGAUUCAAAAUGACAUAAAUAAAUACGACAGCAGAGUGGUUAAAAUCCUAAAUGCGACACGCAUACCUCAGACGGAUGCUACUUGUAGACGUUUAGAAGUAGCUUUCCGUAAUACAUCUCACACGAUCUUAAAAGAAAAUGAGCUGCGACAAUUGACUGAGAAGUUUGUAUCACUGACCGACCGAGCAGAUGCCGCGUUGCAGCGCUUGGAAGCUCACUUAAAAGAUGAACCAACAUCAGAAGUCACAGCGGCUGCUGACAGACUGUUGGAAAAAUUGGAAGGAAUUAACAAUGAAGAAUCAGAAGAAUUCGAUUGGGAGGACGACGACACAGGUUACUUUGACGACGGCGGGGGAGGCGAUAUCAUGGGCAUUGAUAAGGACAUCCUGAGUGGUGGAGCGUCUGAGAGGAUGGCGACCACAACCACGCGUCCACCGCACCGAAGACAUCUGCACAAACAUCCCUACGAUCGCGGUCCUAAUAUCAACUGACCAAAGUUGUCGUUUAAGUUUGUAAUAUAAAUACCAU